Messenger RNA from Solanum tuberosum (potato), 1149 nucleotides. Its product is annotated as receptor-like protein 12. The coding region runs from base 81 to 986 and encodes 301 amino acids. The record is from RefSeq and is a predicted model, not a curated record. Lineage: Eukaryota; Viridiplantae; Streptophyta; Magnoliopsida; Solanales; Solanaceae. The transcript is spliced from 5 exons. Gene Ontology annotation, molecular function: protein binding.
CUGCCCCUAUAUAGUUCCUAUAUAAACAUUCAUUCCGUUAGGUAGCAAAUUAGAUUGCCAGAAAAGAAAAUAGAGUAAUAAUGGGGAUGGGGAACAUUAAGCUUUUGUUGUUAGCGUUUUUUCUAAUAGUAAUUGUGGCGAAUGGUUGUUGGGAGGAAGAGAGAAAUGCUCUCUUGGAGCUGCAGGCAAACAUAAUGAGUUCUAAUGGCGAAUUGUUGGUUGAUUGGGAAGGUUAUAAUGCCAAUGGAUUUAUAGAUUGUUGUUUUUGGGAAAGUGUAAAAUGCAGCUUAGAAACAGGUCGAGUGAUCAAACUCAGUCUCGGAAGUGAAAGGUUUGGAUCAGGGGAUGAUUGGAGAUUUAAUGCCUCUCUAUUUCUUCCAUUCAAGUCCCUCCAAUUUCUUUUAUUGUCUAACAGAAAUAUUAUAGGGUGGACAAAAAAUGAAGGGUUCAGUAAACUAAGUCAGCUUCCUAACCUGAUAGAAGUCGAUUUGCAAUUCAAUCCGAUCCAUCCUAAAGUUUUACUAUCAUCUUUAUGUUCGAUUUCAUCUCUUGAGGUUCUAAAACUUGGUGCAGAUGCUGAUACCUCAUUCAGCAUACCGACGACAUAUAAUAGCAGGAUGAGUAAGAAAUGUGGAGGGCUAACCAAUUUAAGACAACUCUGGUUCGAAGGCUAUGGAAUCAGUGACAUCAAUACCCUUUUUGCAUUGGGUGGUGGUGCAAAUAGUGGACUGAGGAAUUUAGAGAAACUCAAUUUGAAUUAUAAUAACUUCAAUUCUACCAUCUUUUCAUCACUGAAGGUUUUUCCAUCUCUCAAGCAGUUGGAACUUGUCGACAAUAAAAUAAAUGGAAAUAUCAAAAUGAAUGACAUAAUUGCUUUGAGCAACUUGAAACAUCUGGAUCUCAGGGGAAACAAUAUAGAGAGAUUUGUGACUACCAAAGGUACACAAAUCAAUGCAGUUGCUCUAAUAUUGAAUGUUUUAUUUUAACCUUAAGAACAAAAUGCAAAUUUGAUCAGAUAAAGAUUAAUAAUGAAAUGUGGACUAGGAUUACACAUCUUUACAAACUUAUGAAUAAGAUCAAUCUAUUCAUUCUUAUGUAAAAACAUAUAUGAUUUAUUUAACAGGUAACAAAAGAAUAAGUUCUCUAUGG